Cololabis saira (Pacific saury) is the source of this 2422-nucleotide messenger RNA. Its product is annotated as BTB/POZ domain-containing protein 3. Gene Ontology annotation, biological process: cerebral cortex development; dendrite morphogenesis; neurogenesis. Gene Ontology annotation, cellular component: cytosol. Bases 180 to 1574 code for a protein of 464 amino acids. Gene Ontology annotation, molecular function: protein binding. The transcript has 5 exons. The record is from RefSeq and is a predicted model, not a curated record. NCBI's taxonomy places the organism in Eukaryota, Metazoa, Chordata, Actinopteri, Beloniformes, Belonidae.
UGCUGGGUUUGCCGUCCAGACUGCUGGUAAACAAAGCUGCACCUAUGGUCUGUUAAACUUCUGAAAAAAGCUCUUUCGGAUGGAUUAAAUGUCCAGAACCACAACCUCGUAACUCUUUGGUUCUGCGGGGCGGAUUUCCGGAGCUGCCAUGAGCCGGCCUGCGGUCUGACUGGAACAGGAUGGCUGCAGAGCUGUUUCCCAGUAAGACACUGGUGUCCUCCGCCUCGACCAGCAGCUCCAUCCAGCAGCAGAACGCGAGGAACAACAACGGCAGCGCCGCCGGGCACAGCUGCCGCAGCUGGCAGGGUCUGUACCCCACCAUCCGAGAGAGGAAUUCAGUCAUGUUCAACAAUGAGAUGAUGGCAGAUGUUCACUUCGUGGUCGGGCCCCCAGGUGCGACGCAGCGAGUCCCCGGACACAAGUACGUCCUGGCCGUCGGCAGCUCUGUGUUCCAUGCCAUGUUCUACGGGGAACUGGCCGAGGACCAGGAGGAGAUCCGGAUCCCUGAUGUGGAGCCGCCUUCAUUCCUGGCCAUGUUGAAGUACAUCUACUGCGAUGAGAUCGACCUGUGUGCCGACACGGUGCUCGCCACUCUCUACGCUGCUAAAAAGUACAUUGUGCCUCAUCUGGCGCGGGCCUGCGUCAACUUCCUGGAGACCAGCCUGAGUGCCAAGAACGCCUGCGUGCUGCUGUCGCAGAGUUGCCUGUUCGAGGAGCCGGACCUGACGCAGCGCUGUUGGGAGGUCAUCGACGCCCAGGCUGAGCUGGCGUUGCGCUCCGAGGGCUUCUGUGACAUCGACACCCAGACGCUGGAUAGCAUCCUGCGGCGGGAGACGCUCAACGCCAAGGAGAUGGUGGUGUUUGAGGCGGCGCUGAACUGGGCGGAGGCUGAGUGCCAGCGACAAGACCUUUCGCCGACCAUCGAGAACAGGCGUCUGGUGCUGGGGAAGGCCAUCUACCUGAUCCGCAUCCCCACCAUGGCGCUGGAGGACUUCGCCAACGGAGCGGCACAGUCCGGGGUGCUGACACUCAACGAGACCAACGACAUAUUCCUGUGGUACACCGCUUCCAAGAAGCCGGACCUCUUGUUUUGCUCCAAACCUCGCAAAGGCCUGUCGCCGCAGCGCUGCCACCGGUUCCAGUCCUGCGCCUACCGGAGCAAUCAGUGGCGCUACCGCGGCCGCUGCGACAGCAUCCAGUUCGCCGUGGACAAGCGCAUUUUCAUCGCCGGCUUCGGCCUGUACGGCUCCAGCUGCGGCUCGGCGGAGUACAGCGCCAAGAUCGAGCUGAAGCGGCAGGGCGUGCCGAUGGCCCAGCGGAUCAUCAAGUACUUCUCCGACGGCUCUAGCAGCACCUUCCCCGUCUGGUUCGACUACCCGGUGCAGAUUGAGCCCGACACCUUCUACACCGCCAGCGUGGUGCUGGACGGCAACGAGCUCAGCUACUUCGGGCAGGAGGGCAUGACCGAGGUGCAGUGUGGGAAAGUGACCUUCCAGUUCCAGUGCUCCUCAGACAGCACCAACGGCACCGGGGUACAGGGAGGCCAGAUCCCCGAACUUAUCUUCUACGCCUGAGCCCAGGAGGAGUACCAGGGUCGCGGCAGAGAUGCUGAUGGAACCCUGGAUUUACCGCUGAGCUUUCUAGACAGAAACCGUCUGAGACUCAACCAGGUCUUCACAAUCCUUGUCCUCUGUCCUCUGCUGCUGUUCUGCAGGAUUUUUGUUGUAAAUCUGAAAGUAGGUGCACCAGCUUGGUCUCCUACAAGUGGAUUUAAACUCAGUGAUCUGCAGUUUCAUCCACGGCUUCAUUGUGUUCUCACCGACUGGUCGACUUGCAAUCAAAACGUCCGGGACCGGUGAGGACACACCCGAGGCCGAUGACAAGUCGCGGUAAUGCACACAGCUAAAACAACGACCAGCCAUAUUGAGAUAUCCUUUAGCGUGAUUCCUGCAGAUGGUAACGUUUUACAAGUCUAUAAAUGUGAGGGUUUGGAGGUGUUAAUGAAGGCUCGCGUUCUUGAUCAGGAUGCGUUGUUAUUCAGGACAUGUCUGGACGAGCGUUUAACGUUUCCUUUGUGUACUUUUGUUUGAGUUGUUUGUGGCCCCGUGAAGGAGGGUUGAGGUUUUUGUCCAGUUUGCGUCGGUCCUACAACUAGAUCCGUCCACAAACUGCUGGACGGGUCUCGGCCCUCCUCCGGAGCUAACCGCCACCAACAGCUCCGACACGUCUCCCGCUUCAGUCUGGUCCUGCAGGCGCAACGGUUUCUGUUUCUGUUGAUUCAAAUGACGCGUUUCAAGUCCAGGGCAGGUUCCAAGUCCAAAAUAAUGAAUAAAGGAAAUCUAAUGGCACUUUUCCACUAGUCUCGCUUCAGCCCGGCUCGGCUCGACGCGGCUCCACCCGUGUGUUUUUGCACAGCCAGGGG